This is a messenger RNA of Globicephala melas (long-finned pilot whale), 2126 nucleotides long. It is a transcript of the gene PPT2, whose product is annotated as palmitoyl-protein thioesterase 2. The record is from RefSeq and is a predicted model, not a curated record. Gene Ontology annotation, molecular function: thiolester hydrolase activity; palmitoyl hydrolase activity. Gene Ontology annotation, cellular component: lysosome. Lineage: Eukaryota; Metazoa; Chordata; Mammalia; Artiodactyla; Delphinidae.
CUUCUAAGGCGUUCGCGUUCGCGUGAGCCCCGAACCCUCUACCGCCACCCCAUCCUCUACACAGCUCGGGGCGCAAGUUGGUUUUAUUGGGAGAGACUUAGACUGGCAAAGACCUUGUGAAUAGAGAGAGGAAUUCAGAGAAGUUGCGAUUUUUUAAAAAAAAAAAUCAAGGGAAACGUCUUUAAAUGCUAAGUAAAAGCCCUAACCCGGGCACCUGGGUAUCGGUAGGGGUCACAGGUGGAGAGGUGCGGGACGCCUGGAGUUCAGAAGUCCAGACCGAGUGGGAAGGUCUGAGUAAGGAGCCGCCCACAAGGAGCUCCAAGUUCAGGGCGGGGCUGUGGAGUCGCUCUGGUGGAAAGACUCAUCCGAAAGCAAACGAGCCUGAGUCAGCGCUGCCCUAGGGUCCCUCCGCCCCUGGGGGGCGGGGGUGGUGUCACAGAUGGGCCCCGGAGUAGAGUAGGGCAGAAGAAACUGGGCCAAGCUGCACUUUUACCUCGAGGGGCCUCGAGGGCUCUCCGUGUCUCUGGAAACAAGGGCACUACAAGCACUUCAGGAUGAAGAGUUGCGGGAGCAUGCUGGGGCUCCCGGGGCUGCGGCUCCCCCCGGCGGGGUUCCUGCUCCUGUUGCCGUUCCUGCUGCUGCUGCUGCCCGCAACCCCCGCGCCCCAUCGGGCUUCCUACAAGCCGGUCAUCGUGGUGCAUGGGCUCUUUGACAGCUCGUACAGCUUCCGCCACCUGCUGGAAUACAUCAACGAGACACACCCUGGGACUGUGGUGACAGUGCUCGAUCUCUUCGAUGGGAGAGAGAGUUUGCGGCCCCUGUGGGAACAGGUGCAAGGGUUCCGAGAGGCUGUGGCCCCCAUCAUGGCAAAGGCCCCUCAAGGGGUGCAUCUCAUCUGCUACUCGCAGGGGGGCCUGGUAUGCCGGGCACUGCUGUCUGUGAUGGAUGACCACAAUGUGGAUUCUUUCAUCUCUCUCUCCUCUCCACAGAUGGGACAGUAUGGAGACACGGACUAUUUGAAGUGGCUGUUCCCCACCUCCAUGAGGUCCAACCUCUACCGCAUCUGCUAUAGCCCCUGGGGCCAGGAAUUCUCCAUCUGUAACUACUGGCAUGACCCCCACCAUGAUGACUUGUACCUCAAUGCCAGCAGCUUCCUGGCCCUGAUCAAUGGGGAAAGAGACCAUCCCAAUGCCACUGCUUGGCGGAAGAACUUUCUUCGUGUGGGCCGCCUGGUGCUGAUUGGGGGCCCUGAUGAUGGUGUCAUUACCCCCUGGCAGUCCAGCUUCUUUGGUUUCUAUGAUGCAAAUGAGACGGUCUUGGAGAUGGAGGAGCAACUGGUUUAUCUGCGGGAUUCUUUUGGGUUGAAGACUCUCCUGGCUCGGGGGGCCAUAGUGAGGUGUCCAAUGGCUGGGAUCUCCCACACGGCCUGGCACUCCAACCGUACCCUUUAUGAGACCUGCAUUGAACCUUGGCUCUCCUGAGGGAUCCCUCAGGAACUCCCCAGCCCAGAGACCAAGUGGUAGCCUUGGAUGUCAGGCCUUGGUGUGCCCGUGACCACCUCAUCGCUCUCCCACCAACCAGGGCUCCCAGGGCCCCUUCCUCCGCUCUUCUGUGAAAGGCAAAUCCUGGUUUCCACCAUCUCGUGUCCUCUCGUUUGGGGCUCGCUGCAAGCUCCCCCACCCUCUUAAGGCCAAGCUUGGGAAGUGAGAAGCCAGGUUUACUCGUGGCUGCUCCUCGACUCUGGCCGGAGGCGCAGAAUCCAGCUCCUGCCCACCACAGGGGUCUCCUUCCAGGCCACUCAGGACAUUUUUAGCUUCUGUUUUCCCCAUGUUCCCUGUUCGUCUGAACUCCCCUGUUGUGAGCCCUCCCAACCCCCAGGAAGGACCACCCAUGAGAGUGGGGUUCUGAGGCUCCCCUAUGGGGACAUUUCCAUUCUUGAAGUGUCAGUGUUGGGGAAUAUCUGUGGCCCGUGAGGCCCAUCUCAGGUUUGGGGAUCCCCCAGUCCCUAUGUUCAGUAUUGGGGUGCCCUUGGGGAGCCCAGUUUCUUUGAGGCUCCAGCCCCUCUUUUAGCUACCCUUGAAUGGGUGUUACCCCUGUAUUUAUGGAAAUAAAGUUCCAUUUACUCA